Rotaria sordida is the source of this 432-nucleotide messenger RNA. The record is from the annotation of a GenBank genome assembly. Lineage: Eukaryota; Metazoa; Rotifera; Eurotatoria; Philodinida; Philodinidae.
AUGCAGACAACAGAAACAGUUACAACAUCAAAUAUUGAAUUAAACGAAAAGAAAGAUAAUGGAUUAGUAGUAAAUAAAGAAAAAAAACGAUCGUCAAAAAAUGAUGAUGAGAAACCACCACCUUAUUAUCGACUUAAUGAAGAAAAUCAAUAUUCUGAUUUACAAUUUCAAGAGCCAGAGGUCAAAGCACCUGUUUACGCUAUUGUUUUAGCUAUUGCUCUCUUUCUUAUCGGUUCUGUGAUGAUUAUAUUAGGUGCGUUAAUGUUAACUCGUCGCAUAGAAACACAAUAUAGCGAUCGUACAUGGCCAUUAAUACUUGUAGGAACAUUGAUUUUUCUACCAGGUUUUUAUCAUUUACGUAUUGCUUAUUGGGCAUGGAAGGGAGAUCAAAAUUUCUCAUUUGCUGAUAUACCUGAUCUUGAUUGGUUCUGA